AGCAAAGGCUAGUGGAAUCAUAACCAGAUUUGUUAUAUAAAAGGUUUAAAUUUGGUGUUACCUCCUUGUGGUUUAUUGGUCUGAAUACUUUAUUUUUCUAUACUUUAAUGAGCUUAUUUGCAUCAUGGAUCUAGCUUAAGGUCAUGUGCCACUAUCUCAGGGUCAAUCUUCGAAGAAGAUUGAUUCAACAAAUUGCCUGGUUUAUGGCUAAACUAUUCUCUUAGCUCCAUGACUUUUCUGCCACAUAUUAAUGGAAAGAAAUAAGAAACUAAAGCUGAAACAAGUAUAUAGGAAAGAAUUGGUGUAUGUGAAGUUGUGACCUAGAAGCAAGAAAUACCAAGGAACUUAUGCAUUUAAAGAGAGGAGGAGAGGCAAAGCAACAAGACAAAAGGAGGGAAGGGCCUACAAAUGAUGGACCCCAUCAAAAUAUGUGGGGCCUGCUUUGGUCAAUUGAACAUAAAAGGGACAAGCUCUCAAGUCCCGAAGUGGGUCUCAACCAGUCAUAUGGAGCCAAGUACCCUUGAUACCUAAUUUCAUUUCUUGGUUUUUCCUUGCCUCAUGGUUUUUUGAUAAAGUCCUUGUCUCAUGGUUACUUUGCCUUGUAGGUUUUCCGUUCACCUUUUCUUAGUGCCCACUCCACCUAGCUCAGAGUUUUCUCCCUGUAUUCGCAACUUGAUCGAGCAAAAGCUGCACAAAUACCUCACUCUUCCUUCACUCUUCCUUCUAUAAAUACCCAUGAGAACCCACAGGACAAAGUCCAUGCCAAAAUACACCUCUUAAUCUCCUUAGAAAUCCAUACAACACCAUCUCUCUCUUUCAAAUUCAUUUAAUUGCAAAAACCACAACCGAUCUCUCUAACCCACCAGAACUCGACCAGCAUUCAUUUACAAACUCCACCUCUCCUACUCUCCAAGUCUUUUCUAUCUUUCCACUAUAUAAUGCGAGUAUACCAUCUCUGAAGAGAACCAAACAAACACAUUCUUCCCUAUAUUGAUCCACCAAAACACUUAACCUCUCCACUCCUUAAGCCUCUUCUUCCUUUAUCUAUUUCUUCACAGGGGUUGUCUAAUCCUACCCUAUCGAAGAUGAAGAACAGGGCUUCCACUUUCUUCAAACAGGUAGUCUCAAUUCUUGUAACAAUUGUUAGGACCAAGUCAAUGGCAGUGAAAAGCAAAACCAGUUCCCUGAAGACACGUCUCAUCAUCUUCGGCCUGUUUCGAAACAAGAAGCUCCUGAGGAGUGCAAUCUCUCACAAAAUUCAUGCACUGAUGGGCCAGGAGAAAGGCAGUGUAGGUGGUCAAGGACUUGAGGACUACAGCAAGGCAAUCGUGCUGUCUAAUGCAGCAGAAAAUGAGGUGCACACUGAAUCAAUGGAGUAUGAUGAAGAUGAUGACUAUCCUGACCUGACACACUCACUAUUCGACUUGAAUGAUGAUGGCAAUGAUGAUGAUCUUGUUGACCGUACGAGCUCAGUUAUUGAUCUGGUUAGAAAUUCUCGAGAUGAUGCUUCUGACUUCAACCUUGAGGAUGAGAUUGACCACGUCGCUGAUGUGUUCAUAAGGAGGUUCCAUAGGCAGAUAAAGUUGCAGAAGCAGGAGUCCAUCAGAAGGUACCAAGAAAUGCUGGAAAGGAGUAUUUAAGAGGAGACAGAAGGUGGUCGGUCACAAAUGAUUAGUUUAGCUAUCUUGGUGGGGCUUAAAGUAAAAAUCAUAAUCAAGUAGGUGCAUUCUGGUUGCAUUCUGGCUUUGAUAGAAUGAUGUAAAAAUCAUAAUCUGGCCUAAGAGUUUAGCCCAUUGAUCUUGAACCUUUUUCUUAUUAUUUUCCCUUCAUGGGCCUCUGUACAGAGCCCAUGCUAUAGGUUCAUAUUACUCCACAUGGAAUAAAG
Molecule: messenger RNA, 1885 nt
Organism: Phoenix dactylifera (date palm)
Lineage: Eukaryota; Viridiplantae; Streptophyta; Magnoliopsida; Arecales; Arecaceae
Source: RefSeq, a predicted model, not a curated record